GCUAGUAGCUUUACACGUAGUUGCCAGCAUGGCGCCUGUAAACGUUCGUCUGAAUCCCGUUGGGGUUGUAAUUUUUGUAAUUGGUCUUAUUCUUAGUUUGUUUUACUUAUUUGGAAUGCCUGACUUGUUUCGCAGAGAACAAAGAGUUAGCAUGAAAGAGCUUUUAGCUGUAAGCAUAGGACUAGCUGAAAAAGGAGGAGACAGAGUCAAGGCGAUACACGACUCAAAGCAACUGAAUGAAGCUGUCAAAGGAAAGACCAAAGAAGGUGUCGAUGAAAUGUUGACAAGCGGUGAUUUAGAAUCCCACAAAGCUAUAUUUUAUGGAUUUUCAAAGAUGUACCCGAGCAUAAAGGUGAUCUCUGAAGAGCACGACAUGAAACCUGUCGACUUCAACCAAAUCACCGGGGUUGAAACAAAGCGGCAAGAAGUUGAGGAUGUUAUCAAGAGUGAUCAGUCAAUUCCUAUCAGCCGGAUAGCAAUAUGGAUUGACCCACUAGAUGCGACGAAGGAGUAUACAGAGGACCUUUUACAAUAUGUGACAACUAUGGUAUGCGUGGUGGUGGACGGAGAGCCCAAGAUUGGUGUGAUCAACAGACCUUUUGAAAAAGAAACGAUUUGGGCGUGGGACGGCUAUGGUCAUUCAAAGUCCCUGGUUCAGGGAACACAGAAGAGCGGGGAGGAGCAUAGCUUCAUCGUGUCUCGGAGCCACGCGGGCGACGUGAUCAAGGUGGCGGAGGAGGCGCUCGGCAAGAACGUCAAGAUUAUCGAAGCAGGGGGAGCAGGAUACAAAACGUUGGAGGUGAUUAAAGGCUCCGUGAAUGCUUACACCCACAUCACGCGGAUCAAAAAGUGGGACAUUUGUGCAGGCAACGCAAUUUUGAAUGCCGUAGGAGGGAAGAUGACCACCUUAGACGGAGAUUACAUCGACUACUCACCUCUUCAGGAUAUGAAAAAUGAACGAGGGCUCCUGGCGACGGUGAACACGAAGCUGCACUACAACUACCUUGAGACGUUUGGAACCAAAGCCAAAGAGGCGAUGGACGACAAAUCCAAAGACAGCGGUCAUCACUGAGCAGAAAUAGGUCUUACAUGUUGCGAGUUUGAGUGUGUGUACAGAAUAAGGUCAAGUGACAUGCUUGCGUGUGUGAAGUGGAUGAUGUUCCGUGCUUGUGUGUGUGAAGUGGAUGAUGUUUCUUGCUUGUGCGUGUGUAUAUAAGUAGGUCAUGUUACCGUACGUGCUUGGGUGUGUAAAAUUGUCACGUGUUUGGUGUGUAAAAUUGUUGUAUGCUUGCAUGUGUGAAAUGAUUACAUGCUUUUGUGUGUAAGUGGGUAGCUGGUGUACAUGCAUGUCCGUAAGUUUUUUGUUGAUUCCAAUGUGAGACCAGACUUUCCAUAGCAUAAUGUGUCACUUGUGGAAAUCCAGAAAAACAGGCGUGUAUCUCAAGUG
Messenger RNA from Aplysia californica (California sea hare), 1447 nucleotides. RefSeq names its product inositol monophosphatase 3. The record is from RefSeq and is a predicted model, not a curated record. Gene Ontology annotation, biological process: phosphatidylinositol phosphate biosynthetic process. NCBI's taxonomy places the organism in Eukaryota, Metazoa, Mollusca, Gastropoda, Aplysiida, Aplysiidae. Gene Ontology annotation, cellular component: endomembrane system. The coding region runs from base 29 to 1072 and encodes 347 amino acids. Gene Ontology annotation, molecular function: 3'-nucleotidase activity. The transcript has 5 exons.